AUUAUAUUGAUUUUUCCUGUCAUUAAAGAAGGAAGUUAUACCUUAUAAAGUGAUAAAAUGGCGACUAAAGAAAACAUAGACGCAUCAGAUGAAAUAAUAACAUUGAAGUGUUGUGUGUGCACCAAGAAAAACAUAACAAGAGAUGCUGAAAAGUAUUGUGUAGAAUGUCAGGAUUAUUACUGUAUACCAUGUACAGACACACACAAAAUGUUUCCUGCUCUGAGUGGUCACCAGAUCCUGGAUAAAGCUGACUUCAGUUCACAUGGUUUACAUGUAGCUGAGCUGCCAAGUUACCCUACAGAGAGAUGUUCUACACACAAGGCAAAAUUACUGGUCAUGUUCUGUACCAACCAUAAUGAAGUUGUAUGUGCUAGCUGUGUAGCUAUACAUCACAGAGCAUGCCAAGAGAUACGAUCAAUUCCAGAGGACAUUGACAAUUUGUACAGGAAAUCAAGUUUAAGAGAAACUAAAACAAAAGUGAAUGCCAUGAAGAAAACCAUGGAGGAUAUAAAGAAGUCAAAAGAACAACUAUUACAAGAGCUGAAGAUACACAAAAAUAAGGCAGUUGAUUCAAUUAGGAAUUUCAGGAAAGAAAUGGAAGCUAUGCUUGAGAAACUUGAAAAGGAUUCCAUACAGGAGGCUGAAGCACAGUAUGAAAAAACAGAAAGUAUAUUACACAAACAGAUCAAGGAAGCAGAGGAAUUCAAUGUUGACCUUGUACAGUACUACAAGAAACUGGAGAGGUCUGCUGGAAAUAAAGCACAGGAGUUUGUCUGUGUUAAACAGACUGAGGAAACUAUCGGUAAAGCUGAAAAUGCUGAACAAAUUCUGAGAAAAGGACCAGAUAUGGCAACAGGAUUUCAACCUGAUGUAACAAUCAAAAACUUUCUUAAUCAAUUCAAGACACUUGGCAAGAUCUCUAUUACAAGUACAAAACUCAAAUUGAAAACAACAGUGUACACAAAGAGAGCAGAGAAUGAAAUUAAUGUGAAAUUGACAAAAGACAAAAGUGACUGCUGUAUUUAUGGUUUUUGUUUCACUUCAGAUGGCAGCCUACUACUGACAGACUUCAACAACAACAAACUGAAAUAUGUAGAUAUUUCUACAGCUACAGUUAUGGAUCAUCUAGAUCUUUGUGCUAAACCACAUGCUGUCUGUCAGGUCAGUGAUAACGAAGCUGCAGUUAGUCUUGUUAACAAAACCAUCCAGUUUGUAUCACUGGGUUAUAAGAUGGCUACCACAAGGCAACUGAAACUGAAUCAUCGCUGUUUUGGUCUGGCUUACAAGAAUGGGAGAAUGUUUAUAUCUGACUUCAGUUCCACUGUUUAUAUUUAUGGUAUGACUGGUACCAUGCUCAACAAAAUCACAGCAGACAGAUCAGGCAAUGAAAUUUUUAGCUGCAGUAGACAUAUCAGUCUCAGCGCUAACAUAGACAGGGUGUAUAUAGCUGAUGAGGAAAAUGGUUUGAUCACACUAGACACUCAGGGAAAUUAUGUAUCAACAUUUACAGAUCCUGAUGGGGUUCUCCCUUGGGCAAUAUGCACUGAUGGAAAAGGAAACAUAUUUGUCUGUGGAUCCUCAAACAUUGUACAGAUAAGUGAGGAAUCUGGCAGGAAGUUAGGUGUACUCAAAGAUAUGAUGGUAUCUUUAUCAGCUUCAUUUGACCCACAGCAGAACAAACUUGCUUUAACUGGGUCAGGCAAUAAUGUCAGUAUCUUUGAACUAGAAUAAACCAUAUCAUCUGAUACUAAUAUUUAUCUUCUGAACAAUAAAGUGUCCUGCAGAUUAUAUUUCUUCCAUUUUACAUCAAACUGUCUUACAACAUCUAUGCAUAAUGAUCUUACAUGAAUGUGUAACAGUAUGCUAUAUACAUUAUCUGUAUUAUGGUUAGUUUAAUAAAUAAAACACAAAUCUAA
Messenger RNA from Mercenaria mercenaria, 1916 nucleotides. RefSeq lists its product as uncharacterized. The record is from RefSeq and is a predicted model, not a curated record. The transcript has 2 exons. Gene Ontology annotation, molecular function: zinc ion binding; ubiquitin-protein transferase activity. Bases 58 to 1731 code for a protein of 557 amino acids. Gene Ontology annotation, cellular component: nucleoplasm; chromatin. NCBI's taxonomy places the organism in Eukaryota, Metazoa, Mollusca, Bivalvia, Venerida, Veneridae. Gene Ontology annotation, biological process: positive regulation of DNA-templated transcription.